AAAAUGGCUGGAGUCAGUGGUUUGUUAUUAAUUCUUGUGGCGUUCGUUUUCUCUCUUUACUGUGACUCCAAUGGUCUGCCACAGCCAUCUGUGCCAACAUGGCCAACAAAAUUUACCAUCAGCUUUGACGUCUACAUUAAAAACAAAGGAGACGAUUGGAAAUCUACUGGUGAAAUGUACUAUGAUUGGAAUUCAAAGACAUUUCGUGCUGACUACAUAGGAUGGUGCUUGCCUCCUUUCCCUUCUAAUCACAGCGACUACUCCUGCUCAUUUCUUGCCACUGGAAGUAACAUGUAUUUCAUUAAUCACACAGCAAGUGAAUGGGACAAGUACGAUUGCUGUCUUUUUGAGGGAGGCCUGGGGAGUGUUCCACCCGAUUGGAUGAAAGUUGGAGCAUACAAUGGAACUGAUGUUAUACAGGACAUACCUGUAGAUGUGUGGUAUUUUUCUGGAACAGAUAACCCAGAGAAGCCUUGCUAUUUUUAUUGGAGUGGAAGAGACAGUGCUAGGACUCCUGUUGGGUUCUUUGGUAUAUCUCCUGUAGGCCCAACAAUGCUUUUAUACCGGGACUUUCAACCUCAUUCUAUUCCAUCUGGUAUUAGUUUUGAUCUACCAAAUGGAAAAUGUGACAAUAAAUGCCAGCCUCCAUCUGAUCUGCUAAUGGACAUUCAGCAACCAAAAUGGCCAGAAUGUCUGAAUCAAACUAUAUUAUAAACAAAUUUAUUGACUGCUGCCAAGCUGCAUAUGAAUUUAUUUUUAUAAAGUUAGGGUGUGUCUUACAUUAUUGCUGUCAUGGCUGAACUAAAGGUCACACUAAAGCUUCUUGGAUUUUUCAUUUUAGUUUCUUUAUCUGCUUCCCGUGUCGCCCCUCCUCCAGUCCCAGCCUGGCCUGACAAGUUUACCAUCAACUUUGAUGUGCUUGUCGAGAAAUAUGGAGAUGACUGGAAGUCCACUGGUACACUGUACUAUGACUACAACAUCAAGACAUUUCGUGCAGACUAUAUAGACUGGUGCCUCCCAUUGUUUGAUGAUGGAUCAUCGGAUAACAAUGAUUACUCCUGUUCAUUCUUUGCUACUGCUGAGGACAUGUUCUUUGUGAAUUUUACAGCUAGUUCGGGAAAAUGGGAAGAUUAUGACUGCUGUCUUUUUGAAGCGGGGUUGGCUGCAGUUCCACCAGAUUGGAUGAAAGCAGAGCAAUACAAUGGAACAGACGUCAUAAAUGGUAUUUCUGUUGAUGUAUGGUGGUUCCCAGGUACUAGUGAUCCUUCAAAACCAUGCUAUGGCUACUGGAAUGCAAAGGAUGAGCUCAAGACUCCUGUUAGGUUCUUUGGACUGUCAUCUCUGGGACCAACAAUACUUGACUAUCGUGAUUUUGAGCCUCAGAAGAUACCACAGCAUAUUGAAAUGACCAAACCAAAUGAUAAUUGUCAAAAGAAAUGUGAGCCACCACUUGCUGAUGUAUUGAAGAAGUCUGCUGUUGAUAGUGUAAAAUGGUCUAAAAUAGAUUGGCCAUCUUGCUAAA
Amphimedon queenslandica is the source of this 1522-nucleotide messenger RNA. RefSeq lists its product as uncharacterized. The coding region runs from base 793 to 1521 and encodes 242 amino acids. NCBI's taxonomy places the organism in Eukaryota, Metazoa, Porifera, Demospongiae, Haplosclerida, Niphatidae. The transcript has 9 exons. The record is from RefSeq and is a predicted model, not a curated record.